Ambispora gerdemannii is the source of this 447-nucleotide messenger RNA. The record is from the annotation of a GenBank genome assembly. NCBI's taxonomy places the organism in Eukaryota, Fungi, Glomeromycota, Glomeromycetes, Archaeosporales, Ambisporaceae.
AUGAAGCGAAACUUAAGAUGGAAAAAAUUUGAUGUUGCAUUGGAUAAUGACAAUUUAUUUGCCAUUUUUGAAGAAGCAUUACAAGUUCACACUCAACAGGGUACUACAGAAAGCUUGCCUUUUGAUUACAUUACGAGAAAACCGGAAGAAAACGCAUGGGAUCGUAUGGAUCAUCUACUCGACCGGAAAGAGCGAGAUAAAGCCAAACAGCAAGUAAAAAAUUGGACUGUAUUCAUCGUCAUAAUGCAAGAACCCGUAUACUGCAACAGGACGAAGAAUCCGCGCCGUAAGACGGAUACGAAGACUAACAAAAGGGUAGUUAAUCCUCUGGCACAACCUGUAGGAUUGUUGAAAUCCCGAGCAGCUAUACACCAGCACAACAUUCAGUCUGAAACCAACGAACCAAGACGAGGUAUGUCUCCACCUCCUGGUAGAAUGAAAUACUAG